AUGCUUAUAGGCUUGGUAGUUUUGAAGGCAAGUAGACUUCCGAAAACAAUGAAAACUCUGAUCGUAGCCGCCUUGUUUUGCACCAUCGGUAUGGCGUUAGCCGACGAUACUCCCCCUCCACCACCAUUCUUGGCCGGUGCACCACAAGACGUCGUGAAGGCUUUCUUCGAGUUGUUGAAAAAAGACGAGACAAAAACCGAUCCUGAAAUCGAGAAGGACCUCGAUGCAUGGGUAGACACUCUUGGCGGUGAUUACAAGGCGAAGUUCGAAACGUUCAAGAAAGAAAUGAAAGCAAAAGAGGCUGAAAUGGCGAAGGCUCAUGAGGAAGCAGUCGCUAAGAUGACUCCGGAAGCCAAGAAGGCUGAUGCUGAGCUGAGCAAAAUUGCAGAAGAUGACAGCCUGAAUGGCAUCCAGAAGGCUAAGAAGAUCCAGGCAAUCUACAAAAGUGAGUCUUUCAAAUGCAACUGUAACGAAGUUUUCUUUUCAGUCACAUUUUUCAGUUCCCCAUUCCAGUUUACCUUAUUCGCUAAUUAGCCAGAUAUAGCUAAAGCUGAGACACAAACACUGUAUUGUUUAAUUACGAGUCGUACAAGUGCAGACCAAAGUUGAGACUAAAGGUCUCUGAUGUUGGAAACGUUUCCA
Anisakis simplex (herring worm) is the source of this 642-nucleotide messenger RNA. The record is from the annotation of a GenBank genome assembly. NCBI's taxonomy places the organism in Eukaryota, Metazoa, Nematoda, Chromadorea, Rhabditida, Anisakidae.